Cooperia oncophora is the source of this 1587-nucleotide messenger RNA. NCBI's taxonomy places the organism in Eukaryota, Metazoa, Nematoda, Chromadorea, Rhabditida, Trichostrongylidae. The record is from the annotation of a GenBank genome assembly.
AUGUCAUCUCCGGUAAAAGUCACACCUGCACAAUAUCGAAAAUAUGGAGUUGAUGGAACUCUACGGCUGUCUACUGGUUUCUUCCAGCGUUAUUUCGAAAGCGACGGGACGACGACGGAAGUGCCUAUACUUCAAGUUUCGCUAGCCAGGAGGCUGGUAGAAGGAAUGGCUGGUUGGCCGGACUCUUGUUUAAGACUGCGCUUGACUGACGGUGCUUUCCACUACUCCGGUCCGUCUUUGUGGGUUAGCAGCUUGGGAGUUCAGUUGGACCGCGACAAUCUGGUUGGUAAUGCUGAGAAUGGUGGUGAAAUAAUUGCGGUUACUAAGAUGUACAUCAAUCCUACAGGAUGUGUGGGAAAGAAGGAUAACGCCCAAGGCGUGUUCAGUUUUGAACUAACGGAUAAGGACGGUGCUUCUAUUCGUAUCACUGGCUUCAACGAGGCAGCGGAAAGGGCCUACAGUAUCAUUCAAACCGAAUGUUCGUACUACGUAGCUGGAGGUACAGUAAAGCAAGCGAACAAACGGUUCAAUACGACUGGCCAUGAUUAUGAGUUAACAAUUAACGCCAAUACCGAGAUUGCGCCGUGUCAUGACCAAAUUCCAAAGCCGGCAUUGGUACUGAAAAUUUGUCCUCUUCAAAAUAUACCGAGCCACAAGGACGAAUUUGUUGACGUGUUGGCAGUGGUCGAUAAGAUGGAGCCCGUUAACAAGUUUAUUUCGAGACAGGGUCGGGAGUGCGUAAAGCGUGACCUCCAACUAAUUGAUCAGACUGGAACCGUAGUGCAGUUCACGCUGUGGGGUGAACAAGCGGAGAACUUCGAAGAGCAUGCUCUCGGGCAGGUCAUCUCUAUAAAGGGAGCUUCAGUGAGAGAGUGGAAUGGAGCGUUCAGCCUAGGAAUUACAUCUGGAUCAAAAAUUGAGUUGAGCCCUCAGCUUGACGAGGUUCCAAAGUUAUAUGAAUGGUACACGAAUGAACGAGCAUCGGUCGAUACAAAAACAAUCAGCAUGACAGCUUCUGGAGGAAGUGAUGCCUUUAGUCGCGAUCUACGUUUCAUCGGUACUGCUACGGCCCUGCAAUUGGGAAAUGAGCCAAAUCUUGCAAAUGGUCGUUACAUGAACCUGAAAGCGAUGAUCACUACAGUAAAGACUGAUAACGCUCUGUAUCAGAGUUGCUCUAAUGAAGGAUGUUCAAAGAAAGUUGUUCAACUGGGUGUUGAUCAAUAUAGAUGUGAGAAAUGUGACACGACAAGCGAUUCGUUCAGAUGGAGCUAUAUGGUCCAAGCUGAACUCACCGAUCUAACCGGCUCAAUAUGGGUGACUAUGUUCUCGAGCUCUGCGACCAAAGUAUUUGGAAUGGAAGCUCAGAAACUUGGGGAACUCAAGGAGGCUGACAAGGAUGCCUAUGAUAAGGUGUUGACCGACCUUUGUUUCAAAUACUUCAAUUGGCGGAUAAAUGCAAAGCCUAACACAUACAAUGACGAAACUAGAAUGCGGUAUUCCGUCCUCGGGUGUGACCCAGUGCCGUACGAUCGAUACAUCGCGCAGUUGGAACAGACCUUGGAGAAGUUGGAGCAAUUAGAAUGUUGA